Truncatella angustata is the source of this 546-nucleotide messenger RNA. RefSeq lists its product as uncharacterized. Bases 1 to 546 code for a protein of 181 amino acids. The transcript has 5 exons. NCBI's taxonomy places the organism in Eukaryota, Fungi, Ascomycota, Sordariomycetes, Amphisphaeriales, Sporocadaceae. The record is from RefSeq and is a predicted model, not a curated record.
AUGAUUAUGACCUACGCCGGAGCAGCCGGCUUAAGGUGGCCAGUCUACCAAUCAAUCAAUCUACUCCUCAAAAGCUCGUCCUAUUUUGACACUGUGAACUCUCAUGACAAAAAGAGGAUGCGCGAAGUCGAUGAUAAUAGCCCGCCGACUUUCAAUGUCUCGCCGUCACCGUAUAGCUUGUCUAUCUGGCGUGAGACACGUUUGACAAAUACAUAUUUUGACUGGGCGUACCCUUCGUUAUCUUCGCAUAAGUCUGUCAACGGAGAAGUUGCAUCUACGGCAAACAAGAUGCGCCUCACAAAACGGAAGGUCGAAUUGGUAGCCGAGGACCACAAAGACUUCGACGGCGCAACGUUCGAGGUUCAAUGGGUCGACUAUCCCGCCACUCCUGGCAAUAAGUUGUGCGAACUCGAGGCAAAUCUGAAGAGGAUUCCCAACGAUAUGCUGGAAGAGUACUGGCAAUCGAAAGGUGGGCGGGCGAAGUUCCUUGCGAGGCGUAGUUGUGUGGAAAUAACCAAGAACUUAGCAAAUGGGUCUGGUGGCUGA